Molecule: messenger RNA, 2724 nt
Organism: Mobula hypostoma (lesser devil ray)
Lineage: Eukaryota; Metazoa; Chordata; Chondrichthyes; Myliobatiformes; Myliobatidae
Gene: ugp2b
Product: UDP-glucose pyrophosphorylase 2b
Exons: 10
Coding region: 198-1724 (508 amino acids)
Biological process (GO): UDP-alpha-D-glucose metabolic process; glycogen metabolic process
Cellular component (GO): cytoplasm
Molecular function (GO): UTP:glucose-1-phosphate uridylyltransferase activity
Source: RefSeq, a predicted model, not a curated record
GCGAUCAGCCGAAAGUGAAGCAAUAGUUUGUGCUAGGGUGCAGCCCUGUCCCCAUCCCUGUCCCCGUCCCCGUCCCACCUCUUUCUCAGUCUUUAAAAGUCGAUGAACACCGAACGCCUUUCAAUCGGCGGCUUGGUGUACUGUUCAUCCAUUCGUAAGCGAUUGACUGUAAAGUAUUGCAGAUUUACUUUGGCAGAAUGUCGCGAGGUGUUCCUGUACCGUUAAACUUUACUGCAGCCAUGUCGAAAGGUGGGAUAGCCAAGUUUGAGUGCCAGCAACUAGAAAGUGCUAUGGCAAAAGAGCUUGCUCAAUUAUUGGCGACUGCUUCAAAGACUGAGUAUGAUCAAGUGAAGAAAGAUUUCGAGGGAUUCCAGAAAUUGUUUCACAGUUUACUACAGCGAAAAGGUCCUUCAGUAGAAUGGGAAAAGAUUCAGAAGGCUCCUGAAGAUUCUAUUCAGUCGUAUGAUAAAAUACAGGCCCGAGGAUUGCCAGAUGAUAUAGCUUCACUUUUAAGUAAACUGGUGGUGGUGAAGUUGAAUGGAGGACUUGGCACUAGCAUGGGUUGCAAAGGACCCAAAAGUCUGAUUAGUGUACGUAAUGAGAAUACGUUCCUGGACCUCACAGUACUGCAGAUAGAGCAUUUGAACAGAACGUACAAUGCAGAUGUUCCCCUCGUCUUAAUGAACUCAUUCAACACUGAUGAAGAUACUAAGAAGAUAUUACAGAAAUAUAAUCACUAUGGAGUGAAGAUUCAUACCUUUAACCAAAGCAGGUACCCACGGAUUAAUAGAGAAUCCUUGCUUCCUGUAGCUAAAGAAAUAGCUAGUUCUGGGUCUAAUGCAGAGGCCUGGUAUCCACCAGGUCAUGGAGACAUUUAUGCCAGCUUCUACAACUCGGGUCUAUUGGAAAUGUUUCUCCAACAGGGGAAAGAAUAUAUUUUUGUAUCCAAUAUUGAUAAUCUUGGAGCAACUGUUGAUCUGUACAUUCUUCAUCAUCUUUUGAAUCCACCAAAUGGAAGGAAGUGUGAAUUUGUUAUGGAAGUAACUGACAAGACUAGAGCAGAUGUUAAGGGUGGUACCCUUAUUCAAUAUGAUGGAAAGCUGAGACUGCUGGAGAUAGCUCAGGUACCAAAAGCGCAUGUCGAUGAGUUUAAAUCUGUCACUAAGUUCAAGAUCUUCAAUACCAAUAACUUGUGGAUUUCUUUGGCUGCAAUUGAAAGGCUACAAAAACAAAAUGGCAUUGACAUGGAAAUCAUUUUAAACCCGAAGAUACUGGAUGAUGGCCUAAAUGUGAUUCAGCUUGAGACAGCUGUAGGUGCAGCCAUUAAGUGCUUUGAAAAUGCAUUGGGUGUCAAUGUGCCACGUAGUCGCUUCUUGCCUGUCAAGACCACAUCUGAUCUAAUGUUGGUGAUGUCCAACCUUUACAGUCUUAAUGCUGGAUCUUUGACAAUGAGUGACAAAAGAGAGUUCCGAACUGUGCCUCUGGUUAAACUUGGGAGUUCCUUUACUAAGGUACAAGAUUACUUGACCAGGUUGGAGAGUAUACCAGAUAUAAUUGAAUUGGAUCAUCUUACUGUUUCAGGAGAUGUUACUUUUGGAAAGCAUGUUGUAUUAAAGGGAACAGUCAUCAUUAUUGCAAAUCAUGGAGACAGGAUUGACAUACCUCCAGGUGCCAUAUUGGAAAAUAAGAUUGUUUCAGGCAAUUUGAGAAUCUUGGAUCAUUAGAAAGAUGACCCUGAACAGCUGAAAUAAACUACUUAAAUUGUUUCACAUGAUUAGUCACACAAAAAUGCCAAUCAGAGUUAUGUGCAGCUGGUGAGUGUCUUAAUAGCUUUGAGUGUGAAAAUGUUGUUCUUCUGGGCAGCUCUUUACAAAAUUGCUUGCCAUUUUAAAACUGUACCUGUUACAGUCUUUUAUUUUAAAUUGUAUUAACAGCAGCUUGGUAGCACUUGUAUACAAGUAUCAAAAUGUGACCUUAAUUUUCCCAUUAAAACCAACUUUUUAAAAAAAGUAGUAAGUCCACUAACUAUAGUGGAGCCAAAUUACAGUUUUCCAUACAGAGCUUGUAUUUACUUUACAUUGUUAGUAAAAUGUAAUAAAGUGCACUUUGAAAGUUGUUUAUUGUUGUGCGCAGUUUUGGAGUAGUAAAUAGAUUUCUCUUCCUUACCCCCACACAUCCUAGCAAAGUGCAGGCAAAAUAACCAGAGGAGCACCAUUCUUCCCACAUGCUUGGGGUGAAAGGGAGAAAUUUAGAAAGGUUUUAGAUUACCACAGUGAAAUUAUACUUGCUCUCAGUUCUUAAAGGAACGACUGCAGAAUCGAAAGCUGCAAUUAAUGGAGAAUCAAAAUGUUCCCAUAAUUAAGUUAUUAGAGGUUUAAUUUUAAAAUAAAGUUUCACUGGAUGGAAUGUAAAACAGCCAUGUUUUAGGGAUUAUUUCAGAGGAGGAAGAGGAGCAUAUAUUCCACUUAAGCAUGAAUAAGCACCUAUAAAGAAAAACACCUUAUCCUCUGAACACAACUUCAAAUGUCCCAUCAUUGAAAAGUUCCUACAAUCAAUGGACUCACUUUCAAGGACUGUACAUCUCAUAUUAUCGAUAUUUAUUAUUUCAUAGUUUGUUGUCUUUUACACUCUGGUAGAAUGCCCGAGUUGGUCAGACUUUCAUUGGUUUCUGUUGUAGUUACUACUGCUUAGAUUUGUUGAAAAUGCAUCUCAUGGUUGUAUAUG